Messenger RNA from Clonostachys byssicola, 1416 nucleotides. The record is from the annotation of a GenBank genome assembly. Lineage: Eukaryota; Fungi; Ascomycota; Sordariomycetes; Hypocreales; Bionectriaceae.
AUGGCGAAACCACGUCUUAUAAUCUUGAUUCGGCAUGCCCAAUCUGAAGGAAACAAGAGCCGCGAGAUUCACCAGACCACGCCCGACCACCGAGUCAAAUUGACCUCUGACGGCUGGGCCCAGGCUCACGAGGCAGGCCGCCGCCUCCGCAAGCUCCUCCGCCCCGACGACACCCUGCACUUCUUCACCUCGCCCUACCGCCGCACUCGCGAGACCGCCGAGGGCAUCCUCACCACGCUGACCUCGGACGACGACGAGGCCUCGCCCUUCCGCCGCUCCGACAUCAAGGUGUACGAAGAGCCCCGGCUUCGCGAGCAGGACUUUGGCAACUUCCAGCCAUGCAGCGCCGAGAUGGAGCGCAUGUGGCAGGAGCGUGCCGACUACGGCCACUUCUUCUACCGCAUCCCCAACGGCGAGAGCGCCGCUGACGCCUACGACCGCAUCAGCGGCUUCAACGAGAGCCUGUGGCGCCAAUUCGGCGAGGACGACUUCGCCAGCGUCUGCGUCCUCGUCACCCACGGGCUCAUGUCCCGCGUCUUCCUCAUGAAAUGGUACCACUUCACCGUCGAGGAGUUCGAGGACCUCCGCAACGUCAACCACUGCGAGUUCCUCAUCAUGCGCAAGCAGGACAGCGGCAAGUACAUCCUGGAGAACAAGCUACGGACCUGGUCCGACCUGCGCCGCGAGCGCGCCCUUAAGGAGGGCAAGGACCACGACGACUUCAAGCUAGAGCGGAACAAGACCUUCGUCGCCACCCGCCGCUGGGGUGGGUGCCCCGAUGGCUGUAACCACAGCAGCCACUAUAAGAAGCGUGAGGACUUGGAGCUUUUGAGGCAGCGAGAUGUGGAACACUCCGUUCGCGGCACGAGCGGGGCUUCCACGGACGCUGUUCAUACUGCCACGACUACCAGCACCACCAUCACCACCGCGACACCCCGGAAGCAUCACGUGCAUCACGUAGCGAGCUCCGAUGGUGAUGACGAGGAUGAGCAAGAUCACGAGGAGAAUGAAGAUACUAAGGACCAUAUCCUGGAAAUGAGCAGUGCUCAGAAUAACGCCAACAAAGAGAACCAGGCUCGGCUUCACCCGAAGAGCAUUCGAUACCACGACCAUCUUCAUGUCGGCCGCGACUUUGGUGGCACUUACUCGGGCCACGCCUCGACGGCAGGCAGCGACACAGAUGCUUCCGAGGAAGAGCAUCAUCGGCACCGCCGUCUAGCGUCUCUCGAUGCCCGUCUCCAGCGUGUUACUACGGCCUCCGCUCUACGGAGGCAGACGAACGGGUCAGAACACAGUUCCGACAGCGAGCAUGAUGCUGUGCGGCCUGCCUACAUGAGUCGGCUCGGUGAUGGGGUCGAGGAUGACUUGGACAGAGCAGAAAAGGAAGAUAGGAGCAUUCAAGGAAGCGUGUACUGA